This is a messenger RNA of Scleropages formosus (Asian bonytongue), 1567 nucleotides long. It is a transcript of the gene elovl8a, whose product is annotated as ELOVL fatty acid elongase 8a. The coding region runs from base 42 to 836 and encodes 264 amino acids. The record is from RefSeq and is a predicted model, not a curated record. Gene Ontology annotation, molecular function: fatty acid elongase activity. Gene Ontology annotation, biological process: sphingolipid biosynthetic process; fatty acid elongation, monounsaturated fatty acid; very long-chain fatty acid biosynthetic process. The transcript has 8 exons. Gene Ontology annotation, cellular component: endoplasmic reticulum membrane. NCBI's taxonomy places the organism in Eukaryota, Metazoa, Chordata, Actinopteri, Osteoglossiformes, Osteoglossidae.
UCCCCCUCCGGCCUUGCGCCCUGUGUUGCCAGCACUUUGGAAUGGCGUUGCUUGCUCAGAGGAUCCAGACCUUUUACCAGUGGGUUCUAGACAAUGGAGACAAGAGGACGGACUCAUGGCUGCUGGUUUACUCCCCAGUGCCCAUCAUCGGGAUCUUCAUCCUCUACCUCCUCAGCAUAUGGGCUGGGCCCAAGAUCAUGAAGAACAGGGAGCCCGUGAACCUCAAGGGUGUGCUCAUAGGCUAUAACUUUGCCAUGGUCGGCCUCUCGGCUUACAUGUUCCACGAGUUUUUGGUGACUGCCUGGCUGGCAAACUACAGCUUGCUAUGUCAGCCAGUGGACUAUAGCAACAGUGCUCUCGGCAUGAGGAUGGCGAAAGUCUGUUGGUGGUUUUUCUUCUCCAAGGUCAUAGAGCUCAGUGAUACCUUCUUCUUCAUUCUGAGGAAGAAGAAUAGCCAGCUGACUUUCCUACAUGUUUACCACCAUGGGACGAUGAUCUUCAACUGGUGGGCCGGGGUCAAGUAUGUGGCAGGUGGUCAGUCAUUCUUCAUUGGUGUGAUCAACACAUUUGUGCAUGUGAUCAUGUACCUGUACUAUGGGCUGGCUGCGCUUGGGCCUCACAUGCAGAGGUUCCUGUGGUGGAAACGCUAUCUAACUUCCCUUCAGCUGAUCCAGUUCUUCAUUUUGACCAUCCACACGGGUUACAACUACUUUGCCGAGUGCGACUUCCCUGAUUCCAUGAAUGCCGUCGUCCUCGCCUAUUCCAUCAGCCUCAUCUUCCUCUUCAGCAACUUCUAUUACCAGAACUACCUCGGCAAGAAAAGCAAGAAGACAUGAUCACCUGCAGUGGUUGCACUGUUUUCCUGUGGGAUGUCACUCAUUUAGGACGUCCCACCUCAUGACAACCACUACAACUAGAUGGAGUAUUCCGGUAGAGACUCCCCCAUCCCCCCUAUCGGACUCAAUCAUGGCCUUCGUGUUUGUCUCCUUUUCCAUUUCUGAGGACUGUCCCCCUCCUCCCCCCCGGUCAUUACAGGUUGGGUCCUCGACAUGCUCUGUAGAUUUUGCCAAAUUUAUAUAAACCGGCCUGGGCCUUUCGCUCUCUACUCUACUUAUUUAUUUAAUCUCCUCCUGUGGCAGUUCAUUUAUCUUAUAAAUUACUGGCUGCACAGCUGCCAAUGGCUGGUCAGCACACGCCUGCGAAAGCAGCAGAUCGACGCCCACAGAGACUGCAGUAAACCCCCCCCCCAUGAGUCCAACGCGUUUGCAGCCUUCCUCCCAUGGGGGGCAGUGUUGAGCUGCUGCAACCAUCAAAGGGACUUCACUUCCUGGAAUGUAUGAGUUUCUUUCCCAACAACUAGCAGCCUCCUCAUGUGUGUGCCAUGAGUCAAACAUGAAUUUUUAACUGCACGUUAUCAGUUUUUUGUGUGUCAUAUGGUGUGUGCCCCCGCUGAGUGUUACGGUGCCAGUGUUUUGCGGGACCAUCCAGCUGUCACAUCCUGCCCCCUCUUCCUCACAAGCACCACUUCCAGAUCGUCUCAUUUUGUUAUUAUUCAGCAGUCCCUCUG